UGUCAGAAGUGAGUUCAUUCUCGAGGAGACGGAGCGCCGUGAUCAGGCUCAAGCGCUUCCUUUGGUAUCAGCGCUAAAAAUCAGCGAUACAACGGAGAGAGCGUACCCGCGAGCCCGGCCAUGGACGAACAGGCGGGCCCCGGUGUGUUCUUCAACAACAAUAACAACUCCGUUUUACCCGGCGCUGGGAAAGGACCGCUGCCCGAUGGCGACGCAGGGGAGGCGGCCAGGGCGCAGUACAGUAUCCCGGGGAUCUUGCACUUCCUGCAGCACGAAUGGGCCCGCUUCGAAGUAGAGAGGGCACAAUGGGAGAUGGAGAGAGCCGAACUACAGGCCCAGAUCGCCUUCUUACAAGGGGAGAGGAAAGGCCAGGAGAACCUCAAGAAGGACUUGGUGCGGAGGAUCAAAAUGCUGGAGUAUGCGCUGAAGCAGGAGAGAGCGAAGUACCACAAGCUAAAAUAUGGCACAGAGUUGAACCAAGGCGAGAUGAAGCCCCCCAGCUAUGACUCUGAUGAGGCCAAUGAGAAUGACACAUCUGGAUCCCUCAACAAUCAACUGUCCUGGAAGCAAGGACGCCAACUCCUUAGACAGUACCUGCAGGAGGUCGGCUACACAGACACCAUUUUGGAUGUGAAGUCCCAGAGGGUGCGGGCGCUGUUGGGUUUGGCUGGAGACAGUGGCAGUCGGACAGGGGAGCGCCAAACCUCUGAGCCCCUGGUCAAUGGGACGGACUCAACUGCUAAAGGCAACAGAGGAAAAAGUGAGCUUUCAGACACCAGGGCUGUGGAGGAGGUCAUUAACUUCAUAGAAAAUGCAGCGGCCGAAUACAGCGACGAAGAUGAGGAUGAAGACAGCGAAGGCAAAGACAGGAUGUCUGUGGAGUCCAGAACUAUAAUGCGCAAGAAGCCGUCCUCCACGACCACUCCGGCAAGUAUGGACACCAGCGAGGACCCAGACGCUGUAGAGGCUCUGAAGGUGUUUGACUUCUUGUCCAGUCCUGACGAAAUGGACACAUCCCCAGAGUCUAGAGACCCAGGGGACGGCACGGACUGGGACAAGGAGGAGCAGGGUCCCGUCACAGAGGCCUGGGACGUGGACCCCGGCCUGAUAACCAGACUCAAGGAGCAGUACAAAAAGGAGCGCAAAGGCAAAAAGGGGGUGAAGCGGCCCAACCGGUCUAAGCUGCAGGACAUGCUGGCUAAUUUAAGAGAUGCAGAGGACUUGUCCCACUUGCAGCCCCCCUCCGCCCCCCAGCCCCGACCCAAUGUGGCCCGCUUUAACGAGCAUGAAGCCAACAGGACGGACGAAGUGGAGGCGCUGACGUUCCCUCCGACCUCGGGGAAGGCGUUCAUUAUGGGUCCAGACGAGGCCAUGGAGAGCGAGCUGGGGCUGGGGGAGCUUGCCGGACUCACUGUGGCCAACGAGGCCGACAGCCUCACAUACGACAUUGGGAACAACAAAGACGCCAUGAGGAAGACGUGGAACCCCAAGUUCACUUUGAGGAGUCACUUUGACGGGAUCCGGGCUUUGACCUUUCACCCUGUGGAACCUGUUUUGGUCACUGCCUCUGAGGACCACACGCUUAAGAUGUGGAACCUCCAGAAAACCGCUCCUGCCAAAAAGAGUGCAUCUUUAGAUGUGGAGCCCAUCUACACGUUCAGAGCUCACAGGGGGGCAGUGUUCAGUGUGGUGAUGAGUGCGACUGGGGACCAGUGCUUCAGCGGAGGCCUGGACGGGACCAUCCAGUGCUGGAACACCCCCAAUCCAAACAUCGACCCCUAUGACUCUUAUGACCCCUCUGUACUGCGGGGAGCAUUGACGGGGCACACAGACUCUGUUUGGGGCCUGGUCUACAGCAGUGCUCACCAGCGCCUCCUGUCCUGCUCCGCUGACGGGACAGUGCGACUGUGGGAUGCCAACAACACCACCUCUCCAGCUCUGGCUGUCUUCAACGAGAAUAAAAAGCUUGGUAUCCCGUCCUCGGUGGACCUGGUCUGCAGUGAACCGGCUCAUCUGGUCUCAUCCUUCACGAGUGGAGAGAUCGGCCUCUUUAACAUGGAGACUCAGCAGCUUGUCCUGAGUCUGGACACCAACACAGAGCAAGGCACACCUUCUCACAUCAACAAGGUUCUGAGCCACCCGACCCUCCCCAUCACCAUCACAGCACAGGAGGAUCGCCACAUCAAGUUCUAUGACAACAACAGUGGGAAACUCAUCCACUCUAUGGUUGCUCAUCUUGACGCAGUCACCAGUUUAGCUGUGGACCCCAACGGACUUUAUCUCAUGUCGGGAAGUCAUGACUGCUCCAUCCGCCUGUGGAACCUGGAGAGUAAGACCUGUAUCCAGGAGUUCACGGCUCACAGGAAGAAGUUUGAGGAGUCUAUUCACGACGUUGCAUUUCAUCCGACUAAAUGCUACAUCGCCAGUGCCGGCGCAGACGCUUUGGCGAAAGUGUUCGUAUGACCCUGCGGCCCGGCCCUCUGACUCCGCCUCCUUCGAUCAGGGACCAAUAGAGACGCAGAAGGGAAGGACUCUGUCCCUGAGUGAAACAGGCUUUCUGUGGAGAGGAACUAUUCAGUCCCCCAUCAACCAUCCAGGCAGGCCUGGGUGUACGGCCACAGCGCCCCCUGCAGACUCACCUCCGCCACUGGAGGCUCAGGACUCAAACCUGGACUGGAGGUCUCCAGCUCUGCCCCUCCCUCAGGCCCCGCCCACCCGCCAGGCCCCGCCCACAUGUCAGGCUCGAGUUAUGUUGAUCCAGAAUCAUGAGGUUCACUCAGAGCUAUCCCUGACUGACUCUGCUUGCUGGCCUGCCUUUAUUUUCCUUUUUAAAACACUUCUUGACAAACGUGCCUUUGGUUUCAAAAGGUCUGAAAAGUUAUUUUAACAAACUUGUUCUUUGGGAAAACGUGAGGAAGCGGCGAAGACAUGGAGCUGUUUGUCACAAUGUUGUUGAUUUUAACAUUGGAUGUAAAAUUACAAAUGCUUAUAAUAAACAAAAUAUAUAUUCAGUCUUAAAAUCUUAACUGUGCAGCGUUUGAGUUUGAGUGCUCCUUUUGACAAAGUGUGGUUGGGGAAUCAAAUUUGUGCAUUUCAAGGCAAUGCUAAUGAGUGAUACAGACAAUGGGAUAUAUAUUGCCUGUUUGUUAGAUUAAUUGUACACUUGAGAAGUAAGACUACAUGUGUCCAAAGUUAACCUUUUUUGGUUAUAAAGACAAUUCAAACUUGGUUCUUAUAGAUGUCCAUUUUAGGAAAAACUAUCUGAUUUUGGCCAGUUUGCUCUUGUUUGAAUUGAAUGGCUUGUACUCUGUAGUUUUCCCCAGUUGUGUGGACAUGCUCAGUGUGAUGUUUCAUGUCCUGAUAUUUACAGUAGUCCAGUGUUUAGCAGGAACUUAGUACUGUAGGACUAUUUGUAAAGACUUCAAACUCCACCAUCGCUGAGGGCAGACCGCUGCAGCUAACUGUACAGUGAAUGAGGAGGUGGGUGGAACCAAUCAGAGAUGUACAUGUGUGUACAGCUUCAAUCAGCCGUUUUCUCAGUCACUGGUUUGUAUAUGAAAGUAUGUUCAAAUAAAACCUGCUGUAAAAUGUGA
This is a messenger RNA of Boleophthalmus pectinirostris (great blue-spotted mudskipper), 3593 nucleotides long. It is a transcript of the gene strn, whose product is annotated as striatin, calmodulin binding protein. Lineage: Eukaryota; Metazoa; Chordata; Actinopteri; Gobiiformes; Gobiidae. The transcript has 17 exons. The record is from RefSeq and is a predicted model, not a curated record. Gene Ontology annotation, cellular component: dendrite. Gene Ontology annotation, molecular function: calmodulin binding; armadillo repeat domain binding; protein-containing complex binding. Bases 121 to 2463 code for a protein of 780 amino acids.